GCUCAGUUCGCAUUGCUUUUGUUCUAUGUCACUGUGAGGGUGCGAACCGUGGUGCGAAGCCUUCUUCAUAGGUUUGUGUCGUGACAUGCUUCAAUAAUGUUGUGAGUAGCAUUGGUGAUGUGUUUAUAGUCGCGCAAUAGACGAAUAUGGAUGAAAACGGAGAAAACGUAGCCUGUGAGGAUCGCUGCGAUGUUCACUUGGAAAGGGAGCUGAAUACUGCUGAAAACCAAGAUGAUGGGACGCCUGGCCAAUGCCUAAAGCAGGAAGAAGUCCAUGAACUCCCUUCUGGAGUAAAAUUUGUUAUAGACCCCACAGGUGAUAAAGAUGCUUAUGAAAGGUUCUUGGCCAUGGACUGCACCAGUGAUUCAGAUGAGUCUUCACCAUGUCACAGUUCCGAUUUCAUCCAUCUUGAUUCCGAGCCUAAAGAACCAGCCCCUGUUGAUUUACAACCCAGGGUUGUAUGCUUCAACUGCGGUGGCAAACACUUCGUGAAUGCUUGUACCGAAAAGAUUGACAAGGCACGUAUAGCCCAAAGGCGCAAAGAAAUGUCCAAAGAGAGGGAGGUGGCACCGAAAAUGUUGCGCUACUUCGAGUAUGGAAUGCUGGCACAACGCUUCCAACCUGGCAAAUAUAGUCAGGAGUUGAGAGAAGCUUUAAAUUUGGGUCCACAAGCUCUUCCUCCAUUCAUCUAUCGAAUGCGUGUGCUUGGUUAUCCACCAGGCUGGCUUGAAUAUGCAAAAGUUGAAAAAUCUGGGAUAAAAAUUUAUGGCUUGGAUGAUGACGUCAAACCAAAUGAAAAGUUAGGGGCUGAAGAAGAACAAAAAGAAGCUGGAGAAAUAGACUCCUGUGAUAUGGAAGAAGUGCAGUAUGAUCCAACCCGUUUGGUUGACUUUCCCGGCUUUAACGUUCCUGUACCACCUGGUGUUCGUGAUUUGUGGCGAGAGUAUGGAAUGCCACCGAUGCUUCAGCACCAGCAAAAGUCUGAAGUUGAAAAACAUAUGAAAGCGCCUAUGGUUGCAAAAAGCUUUGGCAAAAGGCGGAAGCUCCGGCCUCCUGUUAUACAACCAAGCACAGACAUUGGUCCAAUGGUGGACAUGGUCAUUGAUGAUGGGACUGAAAAGAAACCGGUUUGCUUUGCAGGCGGAGACAUUGGUGCAGCAAUGGCAGCAGAUUCAUCAACAGACUCAAAGUGUACCAGCACGGAUGCCAGCCAAGAAAGUCUUGUUCCUGAGCAGCCAAGUUUAGCCACUGAUUGCAACAACGUGCCUUAUUUAAUCAACGCGGAAGCUUACAGACAAGAGCAGCCGAGUGACAGUGUGGCUCCUUCAAGCAGCACCGAGGCUGACAGACAAGAGCAGCCAAGCAACAGUGUGGACCCUUCAAGCAGCACUCAGGCUGACCGACAAGAGCAGCCAAGCGACAGUGUGGCUCCUUCAAGCAGCACCGAGGCUGACAGACAAGAGCAGCCCAGCCUACUAGAUGUUCAAAAUGGAAACACGUCUAGUUCUGACAACUCCACAGUGGACAAAGCAAAAACAAAAACACACAAAGUCACCUUGGGAACCCCUAUGAUUCUUGGAUUCAGCAAGUACAAGUCACUUCCACCACGUGAAAACUUUGCGAAGGGCAUGACUGACUACAUCCCUUAUGAAAACUUGCCUGGGGCUACUGGAAGAUACGAAAAGCUGCGCACUAUUCUUGAGAAAGUGCGUGCUAUGCGGGAAGAAAGUGAUGAGGAUGAGGAAUCGUAAAAGUGACUCAAGCUGGAAGUUCGCAACUUUGAGGGUCCCAUUAUCUGAUCUGAUGCAGAAAAAGGCCCCUGUUCUUAAGGCCUGACCGAGACCUCCAGGUAAUCCAGCAGACUGAAGCAGCUCCCAGUGCCCAGGGACACUGGGGUAGUCGUGUUGUCUGUAUGCUCUGAAUUUUUCACUCAUCCAAUAAAAUUUCAAGCAGCAUCAAUAAAGUCUUCGCUAUACCCUUGAACACAAGUCAAAUACCAUGAGUAGCCUUAGUCAGCCUUAUAACCACUUAUUUGAUAUGUGCUUACAGCUAUUUCAGGUGUUUUGCCUAUUCUGUAUUGCACCAUGGCCCCUUCUCAAGAGAGUGUAUUGCAGCCCUAAUGAGGGUGCCUAGCAGUGGUGCAACUACUGUUGCGGCUAAAUUUAGUAUAGCAGUCAUAAGACCAUGGGCAUUGAGAUGAACAGCAGCAGCAUCAACAGGUGAAGGUCAGACACAUCCUUCAUUUUCUUUAAUUCCUAGUUCAAACUUCAACUGAAAACCUAGGUUUGUGGCACUACGUGCAAUGUGUAUGCAGUAAACUGCAAAACUUUAUAUUCUGUGGAGUGCAGAAGUCUGCUGCUGUGUGUCACGUAUGAAGCUCAACAAUGGCUGUUUUCCACUGUACUAGUAUGUAUAAAAACAAUAUUCAAGCCAUUGGUUGGCAAUGUACAAGUCACCCCAGCAAUGCUAGUCAUGAAAGGUGCAAGUUUGCUUCGUUAUGUAGCCAACAUACAACUUUAGUUGGAUAUUUUAUAAGUUCACAUAUGUCGGUGCUUUCUCCCUGCCCUCUUUUUUUUUCUCUUUCUCUGUGAUCACUAAUAUGCGUUAAAGGAGUACCAAAACGAUCUUGAGGCACUGAAAAGGGGUCAUUUUUCGUUUCUUUGUCGUGCACUGUUAACAUGCACAACACUCUGGAGCUAGGCAAAAACAUUUUACAUUUCUGGUUUUCUCCGCCCUCUGCAACGGGCAUUACCAUGAUGAGUCAAUACAUAUCCCUAUGUUUGCGAACUUGCAUCCUGCAUGCAGCCAAAAUCACUGUCCGAGUCACUGGACAAUAGUUCACUAAUGGUUGUUUACCAGCAACACAUAGGAAUAACAUUAGACGACAGAGUUGCUUCUAGUACAUCAUAGGUUGCUUUCCUUGCAUCUGUGAACAGCCCUCGUUAAUAUUGACAGCUUGCAAAAUAUAGUUGCUGCGCAUAUGUGAGCAGGUUUCCACUCUCCGCUAUUCCCGAUCUUUCCUUCGCUUCUUUCUCGCAGUGCAUGGAGUAACGUAAUUACCACAAGGCAUGAUAUUCCUGCAAUGUAUUUUAGAAAUUUAUGCUGCUCCCACACCUUCGCUGAAAUGUGGAGUUGUGAACACGCUUAGUGGGAGAAAAGCAGUCUGGGAACAAGAAAUAAUUUUGCAGGAAAGUCAACUUGCAGCUCUAUGCUAGGGUCUGCUCAUGAUUUUGCAAAGUGUCAGUUGAAACCAUGUGUUUGUAUAGUGGCAGUAUUAACAUAUUCAGUUUAUAGGCACUGUAAUACUCAAUUCACGGUUCUCUACAUCAGUGCUUUAAUUUAGAGUAACAACACCAAAAUUUCUGCGAUUCGUGUCACUGUUGUGCUCCUUUAACAGCAUGUGUUAUAUGAGAAUUUCCUGUAGUUCUAGAAGGUCUGUUCACAUAAAAGACUUGAGCUAUGAAAUAAAAAAUAACCACAAGA
Molecule: messenger RNA, 3483 nt
Organism: Rhipicephalus microplus (southern cattle tick)
Lineage: Eukaryota; Metazoa; Arthropoda; Arachnida; Ixodida; Ixodidae
Product: zinc finger CCHC domain-containing protein 8 homolog
Biological process (GO): RNA processing
Cellular component (GO): catalytic step 2 spliceosome
Molecular function (GO): RNA binding
Source: RefSeq, a predicted model, not a curated record